AGGAAAUCGAGACUUAAAGGCGUGUGAAGACUAAAGUCAGCUGAACACGGACUACGCACAAUUAUGAGAACAAUUAAAAAUAGUAUGGAUCCGGGAGAAGUAUUGUGAGCUUUUUAAUGUAUUACAGUUGUAUGCAGUUUGAGCUGAAAUUCCGGCUACUUCCUCAUUUCUGAUGGAAACUGGAAGCUAUGUCUACAGACUAAACGAUUACGCACGGAGGAAAGGUUUUGAGCUGCACUAUGAGGAAAGUGACUCUGGUCCUGUACACGACAAAACAUACAUCCGGAGGGUAGUCCUAAAUGGAAAAGUCUAUCCUGAUGGUGAGGGGAAGACCAAGAAGGAAGCCAAGCAAAACGCGGCUAAAAAUGCCCUGAGAGGCUUGUUGGAGAAUGAACAUCAGGACUCAGCUGACACAACUGCAGAUGAGAAAUACGACUGUACAUCAGCUCAACAAAAUGAGGCAUCAAAUCAAAAUGUUUCUGAUAUCUGUAAUAAGAUGAGACAUCUCAGUGGGAGCUCACAGCGUUACAGAGACCAACAGAGACAAGGAGGGACAAAUUACAUUGGAAUUGUUGACCACUACUGUCAGAAAACCAGGCGCUGCCAUUCAUACAUUGAAGAGAGGAGAUGCGGUACAGUUAGUAACCCUAUAUUUUUCUACAAAUUAAUGAUUGACAAAAAGCUAUACCCCGAGGGUGAGGGAAAGACUGUCAAGGAAGCUAAACAAAAUGCAGCUCGGCUGGGCUGGUCUGCUCUCCAAGAACAGUCAGACUGGGACAGCAAGGUGUCCAUCAGAUCAACAGUGUCCGAAGACAGUGCAUCUCCUAUGUUGUCUGCGCGGGCAACUACAGUGGAGUCCCAUGAAUCAUCAUCACAAAGCACGCCAACGGACACAAGUAGCUCAACAAUAUUCACCGAUCCAUCAAACCCUUCCAAAGCUCAGAUCCCCUUAGGAUCAACUGUGUCUGAAGAUGAUGCACCAACCGGGUUGUCAACACCAACUUCACUGGAGUCUCUUGCAUCGUCACAAAGCAUGUCGACGGGUACAAGUGGCUCAGGAAUAUUCACAGAUUCAUCGAACUCUUCCAAGGAUCAGCAUACUGUCAAAGACCAGAAUAUGGGAAAUAGUCAGAAUGAGACAUCCAUCCAGUCAAGGUUUACUUCAGACUUUGAUCCCAUGGAGUGUCUUGGCAGUGGAGCCUUUGGUUGUGUUUACAAAGUAAAACAUAAACUGCUGAACAAGUAUUAUGCUGUAAAGAUUGUCUGCCGUGAAGAGAAAUCUCUUCGAGAGGUGGAGACAUUAUCAGACCUCCACCACUGUAAUAUCGUCAGAUACUACACAUUCUGGAUGGAAGAUUCAGCAUACCAAUGGCACAUCUUAGCUGACAGUAACAGCUCUUCCCAGUCUACAGAUAAUUCAUCGGCAAAGUACCUCUAUAUUCAGAUGGAGUUAUGCGACACCAAAACACUUAAAGUGUGGAUUGAUGAGAAGAACGAUCAGUCUCUGCAAGACUCCAAGAGAAGAGAAGGAAGUCUAAGCAUUGCUCAACAAAUAGUUAGUGGAGUCGAGUAUAUUCACUCCAAGAAGAACAUCCACAGGGACCUUAAGCCUGAAAACAUCUUGUUUGGACUGGAUGGAGAAGUGAAGAUCGGAGACUUUGGUCUGGUCACCAUAGAUGAUGAUGACGACGAUGCUUUGAUGGAGAGAACAGGGCACAGAGGAACCACAACUUACAUGGCUCCUGAACAAAAGAGGGAGAAGACCUAUGACCGAAAAGUGGACAUAUUCGCUCUGGGGUUGAUCUAUUUUGAACUCCUUUGGAAACUAUCUACUGGCCACGAAAGAGUAGUGGUUUGGGAUGAUGCCAGAAGUCAGAAGCUCCCCGAAGAGUUUUCACGGACUUUCCCCCAAGAGACCCAAAUCAUUAACUCUAUGCUGUGUGAGAAGCCAGAAGAGCGACCUGAAGCAAGUAAACUGAAGGCAGAGCUGGAGAAGUGGGCUCAGACAUACAACGCACAAAAUGUGCAUCAGGAAAAUGCAACUGUCUGAUUAUCACAAGGAAUUAUGACAAGUCUUUAGGAACGGAAAUAUGUCUGUUCUGGUGUCUGUGAUUUAAUGGAAUGAUUUGAUAUACAUUAAUAUGAUUUUGGAGGGAAUGGUUAACAUACUGCAGCAGUACUGUAGUAGUAGUAUUGCACUAGUACAAAGCACUUCACAAGGCCUCACAGUCACUCACACAUACACAAGUAUGGCUAUGGAUGGCAGAUUGGGGUUCAAGGACACUUCAACAUGCAGACAGGAGCUCAAAUCAUUUAUCAUGCAAUUAAUGAGCAACCUAAGAAGACAUAAUAUUAUUGGUUGUAUAAUCAGGGAAUGGAGCAUGAAAUCAAAUGUUAUUGGGACUUUAAAGUAUAACUUUUGUUCUAAAUAAUCAUGUGCCGGUAAUUUCUGUGUCCACAGUUAUAAACAGUUAUUCUGUUUGUCCAUUUUUUUGUACUGGAUAUGUUAAUAAUGGGUAUCUGGGGUAGAAUGGUCAUGCAUCUACACACUAUGUACAUAUAUAUACAGUAUGUACACACAUACUAUACUGUAUUCAAAAUAAAACAAACAGUUAUUAGCGUACUGCACUUAUAUUACUUAUACUGUAUAAAUGUGAGAAAAUUAUAUUGAGCUUUUUUCUUCUUUUUGUCUAACUCUCCCUGCACCCCUUCUACAUUUUAUUAUGUUGUGUCAUUGCAUAUUAGGGGUGGGUGAUACCACAGAAUUUGAUAUUGAUAUAUUUUUUUAUAUCAAAACUGGCUAUAAUAACGUCAUGUUUUAUGAGUUUGAUUAUUUCAAUAAAAGGCUUUUGUAUAUCA
Molecule: messenger RNA, 2859 nt
Organism: Sebastes umbrosus (honeycomb rockfish)
Lineage: Eukaryota; Metazoa; Chordata; Actinopteri; Perciformes; Sebastidae
Product: interferon-induced, double-stranded RNA-activated protein kinase-like
Exons: 17
Coding region: 173-2050 (625 amino acids)
Biological process (GO): protein phosphorylation
Molecular function (GO): protein kinase activity; ATP binding
Source: RefSeq, a predicted model, not a curated record